GUCCUGUCGGAAGUGACGCAAUCGGGUUAGAGAAGUCUCCCCCAAACUUUCACUCUGCAGCCAUGCUACGAAGGACUGUUACAGCCACACCGAGCCGCAUCACGACACACCGACUGACUCCCGCAGGUCGGAGAUAAACCCGACACACCGAGUGUGAGAGAGCCGAGGUGCAGCAGCAGCUCGGUGAGAAGGAUGGAUGGAGUCAGCUGGAGCACCUCACGACCCCCAGAGUCCUUCACCCGCUCCAAGACCUCCACAGACACUCUGUCCCGUCUCGCCAGCUUCAUCGCUCGGGCUGACACUAAACAGCAGCGAACACAGCGUCCUCAGACGUCCCACCUGCCCUCAUACACCUGCCAGGAGUGUGAGAAGGACUUCCCUCGUGCAGUAGAUCUGCUGCACCACCAGGAGCUGACACACACACUACCCAAACCUCACCGCUGCCCGUCCUGUGGGCAGGAGUUCUCUCUGAGGUCAUCCUUACAGCUGCAUCAAUGUGAGCGCGCCACCUCCUGUGAGCUCUGUCACAGAGAGGCACGCCUCGGGGCAGCAUGUCCUGCGUGCACCACUCGGACCUCAGACCACGCCAGACUGCAAGACAAGUCUCCCCACCUGCAGCCCCGCCUCCUCGACAGCAGCCCCUAUGCCUGUGCCCCGUGUGGGCGGGGCUUCAGUCAGAAACAAGCUCUGCUGCAUCACCAGCAGGCUGGCUGCAGUGAGCCUGUGUCACCGUCAGGUGUGAUGAAUGCUGGCAGCCUCCCGGAUGAUUCUCCACCCAUGUAUGAGGGAGACUCCACCCGCUCCGAUUCCUCAGACGCUGCAGAGCCGAGCAGCAGAGCUCUCAGUGAGUGUGACAUCUGUUCUCGGAGCUUCCGCACUGAAGCGGCACUCGAACGCCACAAACAGACCAACCACUUAGAGGAAGGUCCGACCGCUUCACAGGGACUACGUACCAAAGAGGGAGGCUCAGGUAGAGUGAACAUGAGGGUGAAUGGAGGUCUGAUGAGAAGGUCCAAAUCCAAGACCAAGCUCCUCAGCUGUCGGUCAUGUGACCUGGUCUUCAAGAGCACCUCUAAGCUGUACCUGCACAGGAAGGAGAAGCACCGCAGAGAGAAGAUUGUCAGCAGCGAGUCCAGGCCGGUCGCCGUCAGACGCAGGAGAGCGGGAGCGUAUCCAUGUCAGGUCUGUGGAAAAGUCUUCCUCCAUCACCUGUCUUUGAGGGCACAUUACAAACAGCAUGCUGAGCUGAGCUCCACCUCCAUCACUGACAGACCCAACACCGCGAAGUCCAGCUCAGCAGGUAACAAGACCGUCAGAGCUGGACCAGGACGGCCCAGAAAGGAUCUCCCAGGACCGAGGACUGUUACUGAAGCAGGAAAACUAAGAGAAGUGCCUGAAGAGAGGGAUGUGGAGGAGGUGGAGCAGGAGGAGGAGGAGCAGGAGGAGGAACAAGAGAAGCAGGAGGUAGAGGAGGAGGAGGUGGAAAAAGAAGAAGAGGAGAAGGAAGAAGAAGAAGAGGAGGAGAGGGAGUUCCCCUGCCCAUCCUGUGCAGAGGUGUUCUCCGCUCAGUCUCAGCUCAGGGAGCACGUGGAGCUGCACCAGUCGUCGGUGAGGAGGCGGCACUGCAGCGUGUGCACACACGAGAUGGACACGUGUAAGUGGCCGGGCUCAAAGAGACACAGACCGUACCACUGUGUCCCAUGUCAGCAGGGAUACUCCACCCUCGACUCCUUCCUCCAACACUGUCAGGAGCACCUGAGGGUCCGGGUAGAGGAGGACCGCAUCGCUGAGGGCUACAACCUUCAGGCCAGCAAGUCCUGAGAACCGGACUCAAUGUGGAGCGAGUGAAAUGCCUUUAUGCCUUGAAGAGAGAGCGAGGGAGAGAGAUGACAUGAAAUUCAUGUUGAUUCACUCGUUCACUGAUCAAGCAUUCAAACUUCUGCUUUUUUAUUUUCAUGUUGUUUUGAUGUUUUCAUGCUGAAGAGGGAGGCUGUCAAAGAGACGUGUGAGGGUCUCUACAGGUUUCAUUUAACCGGACAUCACAGACUCACUGUUAGCCUCCACCAGGUGAUCAAUCAGCUUUACCUGUGGAUUCAAUGAUGAGUUCAAUAAGUUAGCUUUGAUUAGAACAAUACUGAGAUAUCUGCUCCUCACUGAGGUCCUGCUGAUGACAGGAAGGUGAAGGUAACACGUCGAUAUGAUGUCAUCAACUGCUGCUCAUUAAAGUCUUCUCUGAAGUCUUUAUGUGGGUCAGUUCUGCUGCAUCAAUUCUUUAGAAACACACUGAAGUUUUUACAGUGUGAGAAUAAAGCAGACCAUCUUUAAUUCAGUCGUUUUUAUCAAAGUAAACUUAGACAGAGACAUGUGUCUGUGUGAGGAGCUGGAGCUAACUGAACACACCUGAAGAAAACAGCAGCUUGAAAAAGGUCUGAAACAUAAAUUGGAUGAAAAUUAGUUUUAAUAUUAAUCCACAUCUUCUGGAUGGAGUUUAAACUAUUUUGUAAAUCUUCCAUGAUUGUUUUCUGAAUGUUCCACAUCCAGGGAAACAUCUUGUUUCUGUUUCCACGUGACUUCUGAUUUAAUUUAAGUAAUUUGAUGACUGAACAUCUCAGUGUGUUUGUCUGUUGGUUGGACUUUCCUCCACCUCAGAUCUUAAUCAUUGACAGAGCGGCUGCGACAGGCUAAACUUCAGUUUUAAACGUAAGCCUAAAAACAACAUCAUAUGGGAACCACUCUGAUGUCUGUGAGGAGGAUGUUUGGAUAAAGGAAUAUAAAUCAGAGUCCAGGGGAGUAAUCACAUCGAGUCAAAUUAACUGUCAGUGUCAGCCAUAUUCAAACUUUAACUUCAGUUACUUUAAUUAAAUACAUCUGAAGCUUAAAACGCUGAGAGACAGAAACAGUAGUGUGCUUCACAGGUGACCCUUUGUCCCAGAGAGAAGUCAAAGUUAAUGUCAGCUCACUGAACUCAGAUUAACUCGACCUGCAGAGCUCUGGUGAGAGAGGACGUCUGGAGAAGCACUCUGAGGUUUCAGCUCGUACAGAUCGAGUUUGCUGGAGUCUAUUUUUGACCCUGACCUCUGCAGAGCUGUAGCUUCAUGACGUCUGAUCACUUCUUCUUCUUCUGGAUGUUCAGUUAUUUUUUACAGUUUUGGCAAUAAUGAGCAGACAGGUGGAGCUGUGAUGUCACUGUCAGGUGUGAAUGAAAUAACAGAGUUUGUUUUCUGCAGUUUGCUCCUUCAGGGUUCAACACGUGGUUUUCUGUUUUAUCUAAAGGACAUACAGGCUCACACCUGUGUGUAUGUGUGUGUGAAGGGUCUGUGUGUUGGUGGUCUCUGCAGAGACAUGGCCUCUCUGUAAACACUGAUGUUUCUGUGUCUGCGAUGCUCUGUGAAUGAACUCAGGUGAAUGAAGCAGAAUCAUCAGGAGGGUUUUUUUUUUCACGGGGUUUCAGCUACUGUUUUCAAAGAGCUACUGUGAAAACGACAACAUUAUUUAACGGGUUUGAAACUUAUACUUUUUCAGUCUUUUGGAGAUGAGUUAAUAGACGACAUGAUUAAAAGUUCACACUUCUCAUGA
Notolabrus celidotus (New Zealand spotty) is the source of this 3576-nucleotide messenger RNA. RefSeq lists its product as uncharacterized. The transcript has 2 exons. The coding region runs from base 193 to 1821 and encodes 542 amino acids. The record is from RefSeq and is a predicted model, not a curated record. NCBI's taxonomy places the organism in Eukaryota, Metazoa, Chordata, Actinopteri, Labriformes, Labridae.